Molecule: messenger RNA, 639 nt
Organism: Abrus precatorius (Indian licorice)
Lineage: Eukaryota; Viridiplantae; Streptophyta; Magnoliopsida; Fabales; Fabaceae
Product: putative homeobox-leucine zipper protein ATHB-51
Exons: 3
Coding region: 1-639 (212 amino acids)
Biological process (GO): positive regulation of DNA-templated transcription
Cellular component (GO): nucleus
Molecular function (GO): sequence-specific DNA binding; DNA-binding transcription factor activity, RNA polymerase II-specific
Source: RefSeq, a predicted model, not a curated record
AUGGAUUGGCAUGAGAGCACAAGACCAUUUGUUCCUCGGCCUGAGUCUUCCUUAAGCUUCUUCUACAACUACAACAACCACCCUUAUCCAGAAGUGGAAAUGAAACAAGCGACAUUGACGGAGACAACGCAAAGGUUGGUUCCGGCAAUGGAGAACGGGAACAAAGAGAAGAAGAAGCGAUUAACAAGUAAUCAGAUAGAGUUAUUGGAGAGGAGUUUCCAGGAGGAGAUAAAGUUGGAUCCUGAAAGGAAGAUGAAACUUUCGAGAGAGUUAGGUCUUCAGCCUCGUCAAAUCGCUGUUUGGUUCCAAAAUAGGCGUACAAGGUGGAAGGCCAAACAGCUUGAGCAUUUGUACGAUGUUCUUAAACACCAAUUUGAUAUCAUCUCCAAGGAAAAGCAAAAGCUUCAGGAAGAGGUUAUGAAGUUGAAGGCAAUCCUAAGAGAGCAAGGUUUUAAGACGCAAACACUUAUGGGUUAUACAGAAAUAUCAGGGGAAGAAACAGUAGAAAGCACAUCAGAGGCGCUUAGGGGUUCCACUUCCAACAAGUUUGCAGAGGGUUACUGUUCUUUCACUGUGGAUGAUUAUAACACAGUUUCAUUGCCUCACUGCCAAUGGCCUGCUAUGCCUUAUUAUCCCUAA